Malus domestica (apple) is the source of this 1107-nucleotide messenger RNA. The record is from RefSeq and is a predicted model, not a curated record. NCBI's taxonomy places the organism in Eukaryota, Viridiplantae, Streptophyta, Magnoliopsida, Rosales, Rosaceae.
AUGGUUCAAUUGGGAGAUAUAAGGCACGGCUGGUGGCAAAAGGCUUUAGUCAGGAAGAGGGCAUUGAUUAUGGAUAGACUUUUAGUCCUGUUGUUAAACCAACAAACAGUAAGAUUAGUCUUGGCUUUAUCUGCACAUUUUGGCUGGACUUUGAGACAAUUGGAUGUGAAGAAUGCCUUCCUCCAUGGCAUAUUGCAAGAAGAAGUCUAUAUGACACAGCCACCUGGGUUUGUUGAUCCAAAGCAUGAAGAUUAUGUGUGCAGGUUACAUAAAUCCCUCUACGGUUUAAAACAGGCACCACGGGCCUGGAAUGAGAGGUUCACGACUUUUUUACCAUCUUUAGGGUUCAAGUCUACAUAUGCCGAUUCAUCCUUGUUUGUGAAAACUGUUGAUCAUUCUGUGGUGAUCCUGCUUUUAUAUGUGGAUGACAUAAUCAUAACAGGGAGUGCUAUGCCAUUUAUCACUGAAGUUAUUCAAUCUCUUGCUAAGGAGUUUGAAAUCAAAGAUUUGGGACCCCUUCACUAUUUUCUGGGGAUUCAAAUUGUGCAGAAUAAGGAUGACAUGUUUCUUUCCCAAGACAAGUAUGUAACUGACCUUUUAACUAAGUCAGACAUGCUUCUCUCUAAACCAUGUGCUACUCCAUGUUUGCCAUACAAUAGACUGCUCCUCGAUGAUGGCAAGCCGUACAAUAAUCCUUCCUUGUAUAGGAGCUUGGUUGGUGCCCUACAAUACUUGACAUUUACUAGACCGGACAUUGCUUUUGCAGUGCAUCAGGUCUGUCAAUUUAUGCAAAGACCGAUGGAAUCUCAUUUUGUGGCUGUGAAACAGAUCCUCAUGUAUCUAAAGGCUACUCGAGGCUGUGAUUGGGCUGGAGACCCUAAUGAUCGACGAUCAACUACGGGCAUGGUGGUGUUCUUGGGUUCUAAUCCUAUUUCCUGGUUGUCUAAGAAACAAACCACAGUCUCUCGGUCAUCAACAGAGGCUGAAUAUCGGGCACUAUCUACUACAGCUACUGAACUGGAUUGGCUCAAGUCUCUGCUGCAUUUUCUACAGAUUUCAAUUACUGAGCAACCUCUCCUCUUUUUUGUGACAAUUUGUCUGCGAUAG